AUGAAGAACGUUACGGUCCCAUUCUUGUAUUCUCCAGUCGACACAGCGAACGGCGAAAUCCGUCUUCUCACUCUGCACCCUGCUACGGACAAAGAGGCCUCCAUUGUCUGUGACCUGGAGCGCGUCAGGUUGCGUGAUAAUCCGCAGUUUGAGGCUAUAUCAUAUACUUGGGGAGCUGAACACCCGUCCGUCCAGAUAAUCUUGAAUGAUAGCACAUUCUACGUCCGAGAAAAUGCAGCGGCGGCCCUUCGCCGCCUGCGACGGCGCAAAGGCUCUCGCCGCGUGUGGAUCGAUGCCAUCUGCAUCAACCAGGAGGAGGUCCCGGAGCGCGACCGGCAAAUCACGGUGAUGCAGCACAUAUUUGGGCAGGCCUCGCAGGUCAUCAUAUGGCUGGGAGAGCCUACGGAGCAGGGCAUCCUCGGGAUAAGAUACCUCCAGGGGAAGCUCAUAAAUGCGAGUCUCCGCCAGCUAUGGCUUGAAGUGCACGGUGACGACAUGAGGCCAUCCUAUACGACAAACAUAUCUACCGCGUUAGAUAGAAUGACGUACACUGAUGACCAACUAGCCGGCGAAAUUAGAGAACUGCUAGAUCGGCCGUGGUGGAGGCGGACAUGGGUUGUGCAAGAAGCCGUCCUUGCGCAGAAGCUUGUUGUCAUGUGUGGAGAGGAAGUAGUGACUUGGGAUAUGAUAAGAAAGCUGAUUGAUGGGCGGCGCAUAUCUCGACCGAAUUUCGAGGUCAUGGGAAUUGUGCUUGAUGAAACUGCUUUCCCUGAUGGGUUAUUUCGCUUCAUUUCAGAGUAUCGGCAAAGGUGGCAUGAUUCUGCGUCUGGAAUCAAUCUACUUGAGAUAUUGUAUCGAUGCCGAGCGCUUGAAUGCUCUGAGCCGCAAGAUAAGAUCUUUGGAUUACUAGGCAUCGCACCAUCUGCAAAAGCGAUGGGUGUUGUUCCUGAUAGCACAGCCUCCGCCCAUGAGGUGUACCGAGACUUUGCAUUGAAGUUCGCCCGAGGAAGCCAGUCAUUGGAUAUUCUUAACUACGCCAGGGAGUGGCAAGGAGCACCGGGGAGAUUUUCAAAACAGCAGGUGUAUUCUCUGCUUGAGCAAUCGAAGUAUCAUGAUGUGAAGGCACAGAUCGACGACGGCCCAGGAAAGAAGCCGAGGCAGUCAUGGGCUAGACUCCCUGAUGGAUGGGAAAGAAUACCUGGCAAGGUUCCGAAAUUUCACAACUACAAGACGAACGAGACGUCUCAAAAGAGUCCCUUGGCUGGAUCAUUAUCCCAGGCUGCAUUGAUAAUGGAACGGCGAGAGCUGCCGACGAAUUGGCAAAAGAAAUGGGACAAUUUGGGACGGGCCACGGUAUCACAUGAAUUAGAGGGAGAUAAGCCCGCUACGAAACUAGAAGGGAAGAUCGCAGAAUUACUGGCCGACUUGGCCAAGCUUCCUUCAUGGGUUCCUAAUUGGUAUACUCCAACUGCCUGGGAUCCAGAACCCCUCUUGGACUUCUCCUUCAGCCACCCACUAUAUUGGGCAUCGGGAGAUGAGAUACCACAUGUUCCUGUGGGACCAUCGGAAUGCGUGUUAUCAUUGAGCGGAUUCGUCUUUGAUGAAAUCGAGUCUAUUGCGCCGGCGUGGCAUCCACAAAGUGAACAACCUGCUCUUUCCAGAAAAGGAAACGAAGUUUUGAUUGGAUGGGAAGAACACGCUUUGAGGCCGGUACAAGAAUGUCCUUACAAAGACUCCAGCCGCGAGGAAGCUCUAUGGCGCACAAUGAUUGCCGACUGGGCGGGUGCUCACGCCGCGCCAGAGAGCGAUAGAUACUACGUUGAAGUGUGGUAUGAUCGCAAUGGCUGGGCGAGACAGGUGCCUGAUGUCGUAAAUAUGGGGGUUUGGGAGGCAACUAUGGAAGGAGUUUCACUUACCUUUCACGAGGUCGACAUGCUGUCAGAAUUCGCAACUUUCUGUUCUCGCGAUGACGUGGAAUAUCCCUCAUCCUCAACCGGUCUCAGGACUGACGGGGAACAUGUAAUUGUGAAACAGUAUGGGGCCUAUGUGAAACGUAUCCAAAGGGCUUGCGCCCAUCGAGCGCUCUUUGUGACAAGGAAGGGAUAUAUUGGGUUGGCGCCAUGGAAUGCAAAAGAAGGUGAUGUGGUGGCAGUGUUGGAUGGAGGGAAGACACCAUACAUUUUGCGAUCUGCUUCCGUGGACCAGUUCAAGCUAGUUGGGGAGUCAUUCGUGUACGGAGUCAUGGCUGGAGAAGCACUCCAACAUAGGAAAGCUCUAGAAAAACCAGAAAGCCGGAUUCAAAUUGUAUGA
Molecule: messenger RNA, 2310 nt
Organism: Clonostachys byssicola
Lineage: Eukaryota; Fungi; Ascomycota; Sordariomycetes; Hypocreales; Bionectriaceae
Source: the annotation of a GenBank genome assembly